This is a messenger RNA of Corylus avellana, 1171 nucleotides long. The record is from RefSeq and is a predicted model, not a curated record. Lineage: Eukaryota; Viridiplantae; Streptophyta; Magnoliopsida; Fagales; Betulaceae.
CUGAAGAUGAGGCUUGCUGAAGUCCAGGCCUCGUCUUCUCUAAUGGCUUCCCAGAUUUGCUUCCCUCUCUGGACCCACAAUCUCUUGAAGCAUAACAAUGCUCCAACAUUCUCAUCUCCCAGAACCUUCUUCUCAAUUUCCUUGUCAUCAACUCAACAGCAACACCCAAAAAGCAUUUGUAAUGACCCUCACAAAGAUGCACUUGUCUCACAUUGUUUGAGCAGGAGGAAGCUCAGCCUCUCAAUUCUUGCAGUGUUUUGGUCUUCUGGGCUUUUGCCAAACAUGACAAAGGCCAUUUUGGCUGGCGAAUUGGAGCUUGAAAGGUAUACAGAUCCCACGGAGGGUUUCACUCUGCUCAGACCCUCUUCUUGGACAAAGGUUGAUAAAGCGGGGGCAAGUGUCCUGUUUGAGGAGGCAAAUAAGGGAAGUAACAGUGUAGGGGUUGUGGUAAACCCUGUUCGUCUUACAAGCCUCGGAGAGUUUGGGAGUCCUCAAUUUGUAGCUGAUAAGCUUAUAGAAGCCGAAAAGCGCAAGGAAAGUACAAAUGAUGCUGAGGUUAUUUCAGUUGCGGAGAGAUCGGGCCAGGGAGGCUUACAAGUGUACGAGUUUGAGUACAAGGUUGACAGCACAAGGGGAGGGAUGAAAAGGAUCUUUUCGGGUGCAUUUGUGGCGUCGAAGAAGCUCUACCUCCUAAAUAUUGCUUACUCAGACAAACCAGAGAAUCCUCUUGACAUCCACACAAGAAUGAUGUUGGAGCAAGUGCUUCAUUCCUUUGAUGUGGCUCCGGUGACAUAACAUUAGAGCUGAUUCUUAUGUUGACUUCUUUUUUAUGCCUUAGCAAGAGUCUUCAACAGCUAAGAAUGGAAGUGACCUAUGCUAGCUGAUGCAUUGUAAAUGGCAGAGAAUCAUUCUUUGAGGUUGAUCAAGAAUAGAAUCACCCUUUCAGGACAUGGAGAAGAGUGUGACGGUUUAUCACCAAAUCUCUUGAGUUUACAUUUUGUUGAUAUGAAUUUUGGCAAAUAGCCCUGAGUUGUAAAGAAAUACAGUUGUACUAUUUUUGUCUAGCGGUAAUUGUUUGACCAAGAUUUCUUCAGCAAAAUGCCUCAAGGGUUUUUUUGCUCAUUGUGUUAUGUUAUUUUAAGUUUAUGGACCGUAUUAAAAUUCUUUUCCC